Messenger RNA from Vitis vinifera (wine grape), 3044 nucleotides. RefSeq names its product pentatricopeptide repeat-containing protein At5g01110. NCBI's taxonomy places the organism in Eukaryota, Viridiplantae, Streptophyta, Magnoliopsida, Vitales, Vitaceae. Bases 157 to 2397 code for a protein of 746 amino acids. Gene Ontology annotation, molecular function: protein binding. The transcript is spliced from 4 exons. The record is from RefSeq and is a predicted model, not a curated record.
CCUUUACUACGGGAAUCGGAAUCAUUGCUGAGAGCCUGUGAAUCGGGCAGUGGAAGCUGGAAACAACAGUGAAAAACGAGUCGUCUUUAAACCAGUUUCACAUACCCUACAAAGCAUCCCCCAUUCCACACCAACCUGCGACGGUCAUCUUCUCAAAUGUCAACCCAACGGUCAUUUUUUCAAAAAUCAACUCUCAGAACCUUAACCCGUAAAACCUCGUCUCUCCACACUAAAACCCUCCUCUCGUCUGCACCUAACCCUAAUUCUAGCUAUGGAAUUCCAGCACUCCAAACCCUAGAAACUUCCACCACACUAAACCCCUCUUCGGUCGAAGACCCAAAUCAAUCAACGUCUCUGUCAGAUUCGUUUUUAACGGAAAAGGUUCUCUUGAAUCUCAAGCAAGGUAAGCUCAAUUCUCUGCGUAAUUUGCUGUUUCGCUUGGACUCGGUGGUUGUUGUCGAUGUCCUAUACAAAUGCCGUGAAAAUUUGCAAUUGGGUCAGAGGUUUAUUGAUUCAAUUACAUCGAAUUGUCCAAAUUUUAAGCAUUCCCUGCAGUCUUUCAGUGCAAUGAUUCACAUUUUGGUCCGCAGUAGGAGGCUGCCGGACGCGCAGGCUGUGAUUCUUAGGAUGGUGAGAAAGAGUGGUGUUUCAAGGGUUGAGAUUGUUGAAUCGUUGGUUUUGACUUAUGGCAAUUGCGGUUCGAAUCCCCUUGUUUUCGAUUUGUUGGUCCGGACUUACGUGCAAGCUAGGAAGUUGAGAGAAGGGUGCGAAGCUUUUCGGGUUUUGAAAAGUAAAGGGUUGUGUGUUUCGAUUAAUGCUUGUAAUAGUCUUCUAGGAGGGCUGGUUAAGGUUGGGUGGGUUGACUUGGCAUGGGAAAUUUAUCAGGAAGUUGUUAGAAGUGGGGUACAAGUGAAUGUUUAUACUCUAAAUAUUAUGAUUAACGCAUUAUGUAAAAAUCAAAAAAUUGAAAAUACUAAGUCAUUUUUAUCAGAUAUGGAAGAGAAAGGAGUUUUUCCGGAUGUUGUGACUUAUAAUACACUAAUUAAUGCGUAUUGUCGCCAAGGGCUUCUAGAAGAGGCUUUUGAGUUAAUGGACUCAAUGUCGGGUAAGGGUUUGAAACCUUGUGUCUUCACUUAUAAUGCUAUUAUAAAUGGUUUAUGUAAGACGGGAAAAUAUUUGAGGGCAAAGGGAGUUUUGGAUGAGAUGUUGAAGAUCGGAAUGAGUCCUGAUACUGCUACUUAUAACAUUUUACUUGUUGAGUGUUGUAGAAAUGAUAAUAUGAUGGAUGCUGAAAGGAUUUUUGACGAAAUGCCGAGUCAAGGAGUAGUUCCUGAUUUGGUUAGUUUUAGUGCCCUUAUUGGGUUGUUGUCAAAGAAUGGUUGUCUUGAUCAGGCGUUAAAGUACUUCAGAGAUAUGAAGAAUGCUGGCUUGGCACCAGAUAAUGUGAUUUACACUAUUCUUAUUGGUGGAUUCUGUAGAAAUGGGGUUAUGUCAGAGGCUUUAAAGGUUCGUGAUGAAAUGCUCGAGCAGGGUUGCGUUUUAGACGUAGUGACAUACAAUACUAUUUUGAAUGGAUUGUGCAAAGAGAAAAUGCUAUCUGAGGCAGAUGAGCUUUUUACUGAGAUGACUGAAAGAGGUGUCUUUCCUGAUUUUUACACUUUCACAACACUUAUUAAUGGCUACAGUAAGGAUGGGAAUAUGAAUAAAGCAGUAACCUUGUUUGAGAUGAUGAUUCAAAGGAAUCUAAAACCAGAUGUUGUAACAUAUAACACUUUGAUUGAUGGGUUUUGCAAGGGCAGUGAGAUGGAAAAGGUUAAUGAACUAUGGAAUGAUAUGAUUUCUAGGAGGAUCUACCCUAAUCAUAUUUCAUAUGGUAUUUUAAUUAAUGGGUACUGCAAUAUGGGCUGUGUAUCUGAGGCAUUCAGGUUGUGGGAUGAGAUGGUGGAAAAAGGUUUUGAGGCUACCAUCAUCACUUGUAACACUAUUGUAAAAGGAUAUUGUCGGGCAGGGAAUGCAGUAAAGGCAGAUGAAUUCUUGAGCAAUAUGCUUUUGAAAGGAAUUGUUCCUGAUGGCAUUACAUAUAACACUCUUAUUAAUGGAUUUAUAAAAGAAGAGAACAUGGACAGAGCUUUUGCCUUGGUUAAUAAAAUGGAAAACAGUGGGCUGUUACCUGAUGUCAUUACAUACAAUGUCAUUUUGAAUGGGUUUUCCAGACAAGGUAGAAUGCAAGAAGCUGAACUGAUAAUGUUGAAGAUGAUCGAAAGAGGUGUAAAUCCCGAUAGAUCCACAUACACAUCAUUAAUAAAUGGACAUGUCACACAGAACAACUUGAAGGAGGCAUUUCGAGUUCAUGAUGAGAUGCUGCAAAGGGGCUUUGUGCCAGAUGAUAAAUUCUGAUUGCUCCAUUAUUGCAGCCAUCUUGACAUUCUAAGUUCAUUGCUCAGCAUGCCACAUACUUGAGAAUUUUGCAGAUGGGAUUUAAAUUAUACUCACCAUGCAUGCUGCAAUUGAUCUCCACACAAAGAGGAUGGUUGGUGAAGGACUCGAGUUAGAUGGGCUUUAUUAUCUCAAUAUUCAAUCUAUAUUCCAUUCUCAUAUAGAAAGAUGUCAAAUGUUAUUGUUUUCUCUUCACCUGUUACUCCUCUCCAAUGGCAUUACAGGCAUUGUGGAAUUUUAAAUCCGUGCGGAGAACUGGCAUCAAGCAUGGAUUUUGAUAUUGCAUCGUUGAAAGGUCUAACCAUAACUGUUAUGAUCUGUGAAGCUGAUUUAGACAUUGUUCGUUAUUCAAUUCUCUGAUAGGCCAAGUGCUUUCUUCUUUGCCAUAAAUAGUUUAGCUUGACCAAUUCAUGAGAAUUAUUUUGAUUGGUUUAGUGCAAUGUUCCAUGUGAAAAACAUGAGGAAUUGUUUGGUUGUAUGUAUCUGAUUAACUGAAACAAAAGAAAAAUGAAAGGGAAAAAAAAAAAACAUAAUAACACGGAAAGCUGAGAUUAGAUAGAGAUGGGUUGCUUCCAUUUGGAUUAUCAUAACAAAAAUGUCCUUUGUCA